AUGACAAUUCAAAAAGUCUACAGGAUCGGCGUCGACGUUGGCGGGACAAAUACAGAUUGUGUCAUCAUUCACCCCGGCGAGGCGCAUUUACCUGAUCGCGGCAUCCGCAGCGCAUUCAAGACUCCGACCACAGCAAAUGUCACCGUGGGUAUAACCAAAGCCAUCGAGGGAGCCAUAUCAAAAUGCGGCAUCCCCUUAGAGGCCGUAGCGGCAGUCAUGAUUGGCACAACGCACUUUAUCAAUGCUGUCGUACAAGCGGAUGACCGCAAUCUCAGGAAGGUUGCUGUCCUCAGAGUCUGUGGGCCAUACACAAAAGAGAAUCCGCCUUUUAUGGACUUUCCACCAAUUCUGAGCCGCAUCAUGAAUGGCCAUGUCGGUUACUUGGAUGGUGGCCUUGAAUUUGAUACUCGAGAAAUAAUGCCUCUCAACGAGGUGCAAGUGCGCAAGGAAUGCCAAGCUGUAAAGGGGAAAGAUUUGACUGACAUUGCCGUGAUUGGCGUUUUCUCACCACUGGAUAUCACCGGGAAGCAGGAAGCAAGAGUCAAGCAAAUCAUCCAGGAGGAGAUACCAGAAGCAGACGUUGUCUUAUCCAGAGACAUCGGUCAGCUUGGGUACCUCGAAAGAGAAAACGCCACGAUUCUCAAUACAUCAAUCUUGAAGUUCGCCAGGAAGACUAUCCGCGGGUUCAAAAUGGCGAUCCGAACAUUGGGUCUUUCGUGUCCGCUGUUCCUGACGCAGAACGAUGGAACCAUUAUUGAUGCCGAUGCUGCUGAGAAAUGCCCCAUCAAGACAUUCUCGAGUGGUCCAACUAAUUCCAUGUCUGGAGCUGCUUAUCUGGCCGGUCUUGAUACCGAGGAAAAGAAAAUACGAAAUGCACAAGUUAUCGUGGCGGAUAUCGGAGGUACCACAACUGACGUUUGUGCGCUGUUACCAUCAGGCUUUCCCCGGCAAGCCGGCACAUGGGUAGACAUUGGGGGUGUUCGAAGCGCCUUCUCGAUGCCUGAAGUACUAUCUGUCGCUCUUGGAGGAGGCACGAAAGUUGAAGAGCGUGAUGGGAAAAUCUACGUUGGUCCGGAGUCCGUUGGCCACAAACUUAUCACCGAAAGCCUUGUCUUUGGUGGCAAUACAUUGACAACAACGGAUAUUGUUGUUGCGAGUGGUCAAGCAGACGUUGGAGACUCUGCAAGGGUCAAGAACGUUCCCCAGCAUACCAUCGCACAAGCUCGCCACCGCGUUAAAAGAAUACUCGAGAACGCCGUGGAUGCCAUGAAGUUGAGCGCAGAUGAUGCUGUCGUGAUCCUCGUAGGAGGCGGCAGUAUCGUACACAUGGACGAUCUAGACGGGGUCGGGAAGAUCAUUCGUCCACCGUUUCAUGACUGCGCGAACGCAGUUGGAGCCGCGAUCGCAAAGAUCUCCGGGCAAGUCGACGUUGUCAAAGUCCUGGAAGGUCUCGAUGAGGAUAAGGUGGUGGAGGAAGUGUGCUCCGAGGCCAAGAGCAUCGCCAUCGCCUCGGGUGCGGACCCUGAAUCCGUCACCAUUGUCGCAAUUGAGAACAUGCCGCUACAAUACGUCCAGAUGCGUGCUUCUAGGAUCGUCGUCAGAGCCGCUGGGACUCUGAACCAGAAAGCACUCUUACAUCAUGUUCCUACUGACAACUCCGAAGACCUUGUGACACUCCAAGAGGUUCUCGAAGAGAAAAUAUCCGGUAAGACGAACGCCGAAAAAGAUCCCAAGGACUUCUUGGUCAGUCCUUCAGCUUUGGUCGACAUCCGCCAAUACAGACCCGAGGUGGAUGAGAACGGCACAUGGUGGGUAUCCGAGAUCGAUUGUGAGUUCUUGGCCACCGGCUGCAGUACUGUGGCUUGCGGCGGCGGCGGGCCUGGCUAUAUGUGCUACAUGGCCGCAAGGGCAGCCAUCAAAGCUGGUGAGCGCUUGCCCGUAGUUGAUAUUGAGACCUUGCCGGACGAUGGAUAUGUACUUGGUAGUAUAUCAUAUGGCGCUCCAACAGUUACGCUCGAGCGUAUCCCCAGUGGUACGGAGUCGGUCGACGCCACGGACGCUCUGUUGAGUUGUUUUCCAGAGGUCAAGAUGAGUGCUCAGAUUGCGCUCGAGAUUGGAGGGAUGAACGGUAUUCGUCCACUUCUAGUUGCCAACAGUUACGGGGGCAUCCCAACAAUAGACGGCGAUCAUAUGGGAAGAGCCUACCCAAGGAUCGGAAUGGAUACUCCGGCCCUAUUCGGCUUCCCACUUGCGCCUUGCACGCAGAGCGACGGCAUGGGGAACGUCGUGACCGUCCACAAGGCGUCUUCACCGGCGAAGCUGGAAAAGAUUCAUCGCAAGGCUGGCCAAGAACUUGGUCUGUUUUCGCAACUGGUCAAUCCACCCAUGUCGGUCAAGGACACGAAGACAAUGGCCACGUUAGGCACCACUUCGCUGGCAUGGUACAUCGGUCGAGCUGUCUACCUCGCCAAGCAAGAAAAGACUGACAUCAUGAAAGCUAUUGUCGAAGCAAACCCUUCGGGACGAGUCCUAUACACUGGGAAGAUUGUGUCAGUCAAUCGUUAUAUAUCCGCCGGUGGCUACACCGAGGGUACAGUUCGUCUCAAACCAAUUAGCAGCGAUGAGAUGGAGUACGGAGACACCGCCUCAACCGAGACACGCGAUAUGGUGCUCCCUUUUCAGAACGAGUAUCUCUACGCCGAACUCAUCGAGCCAGAUGCCCCGAAGGGUACCAAGGGGGAGAUUCUGUGCACAGUCCCAGACCUAAUAUCGCUUAUUGGAUCGGAUGGAUAUGCGCUAGGAACACAGGAUCUGAGGUAUGGUGUCAGGGUCAGCGUCGUAGCGUUCGUCGCUCACCCGCAUUGGUAUACACCAAAAGGAAUUGAAGUCGGCGGUCCUAGGGCAUUUGGUUUUGACAUGGACUUCAUACCACUUGGUACGCCCUAUUACGAGCCCAAGCGGGUAACAAAGGAGUUCCGGCCGGCGUGA
Molecule: messenger RNA, 2988 nt
Organism: Fonsecaea multimorphosa CBS 102226
Lineage: Eukaryota; Fungi; Ascomycota; Eurotiomycetes; Chaetothyriales; Herpotrichiellaceae
Exons: 15
Coding region: 1-2988 (995 amino acids)
Biological process (GO): glutathione metabolic process
Cellular component (GO): cytosol
Molecular function (GO): 5-oxoprolinase (ATP-hydrolyzing) activity
Source: RefSeq, a predicted model, not a curated record